AGGCACAUGGGUAUUUGCAAAUACUUGCUCGAAUGCAUAUAACAACCGCUUUUAAAUGUGGACUUUAUCAAUUAAUGACCUCGCGGAUUUUUAAAUGGCCUUUCUCUCUUUCUCUUAAUGCAUUUUGUCGAGUCACACUCGACGAAAGGAGGUUUCAGCACUUUCGAUUUUCAAACGUAUUUGAUCGAAAUCAAUUGGAAAAUAAUUUUCGCUGGUCGCGAAUCCGACGAUUCGCAUAUUUUUUACAAGCGGGCAACAGUGCAGACUGUUGGCAAAGCUUGCGAAAUUAUAAAUGUACAAGGCAUCGUCAUUAGCGAGAUCAAUUAGAUAUCGACGACGCGCUGACACGCGUAGAGGCAAUUAGGAAGAUCGAUCGUGGUACGGACAGGAUGCAACGAUCGAGGUUGACCGAUAACGAUUCGCAAAGACGAUGAAUACGACGUUUUUUCUUCUUCGAUCGUUUGUAAUCCUUGGGGAAAAGAAAAAACGAAAAAAAGGAAAAAAAAAAAAAAAAAGAAAAGAACAGAAACAACAACAGAAAGAAGAAAUUGAUCAAAAAUUCGAUCUUAAUAAAAUAUAUGCUUAUUAAAUGGAGAUUCAUUUAUCCCUUACAUAAUACAUUCUCUAACCUCCCUAUUUAUUACGAUCGACAAAAUUUCCUCGGAUUAUACUUCUCGCGGUAACUUUCGCGGUGAGUUUACGCUAAUAGUUACAAAAUAGUUUCGUUUAGCAUGUGCUUUUGUACGCACGUAUCCGUGUACAUAUUCAUGCACUUACAUAUGUGCGUACGAGGAAAGUAUUUCUCCUCGCGUGAAUGGAAUGCUGAAUUUGUGAAAUUCUCAUCGGUCGCGUACGUAAAUACAUGUACGCUCUUUAAAAUUCGAAUGUAUUUUUCGAAAAGAGCACUCCUCGUGGCGCACAUUUUAUAUUCAUAAAAUUUCAACGUAUACGAAAAUUAGAGAUUGGGCGUUUGCGCACGAUCAGAUAUUAUUAAUAAUCCCGCGAAUAAUUCUCAUAGAGAGAUCGAUAAUUACGACGAAAAUGCAAAAUAAAUGCGAACUCGAUGUUGAAACGACUCUGGGAUAUACGGCAUUGAGUUUAUACAAGAUAUUUUUGGCGAAUUUUAAUAGUCCGUUAGUUUGUAGUAACAGACGAAUGGCUUGAAACAGAUCGCUUUAGCGUCGUACCGCAGAUACGCCUUAGAAAAGAAGAACUUUCCGAUCGGCAUGGCCGUUCAACGAAUAACAAAACAACUAACGAGAACCGAUCUAAUAAGAACUUGAUCGGCUAUUUAUAAUUUUCAAUCGAUCGUUAAAUGGGUCUUAUAUUAUCGAAUCAUCUUCGAUAUCGAGUCUAAUUAUCGAGAAUCUAAAAGAACCCUCGUACACGUUUCAAUCGUUGUCGCAAAUUUACGAGCAACGCGACGAAAUAAUCGAUCGAUUGCCCAACUUGCCACCAGCAAUAUCGAGCAGCCCGCAUGAGUUACGAAUGAAAAAGGAAAAUAGAGAAAAAAUAUAGAAAAAAAUGAUUUCCUGCUUCCUAGUUCGCGCUACGUUUAUUCGAUUUUCUACGAGACACAACCAAAAAGAUUCGACCAGAAGAUUCUUUAUUACGCAUGUAUAUUUUUUCUUUUUUCUUCCUUUUGUUUAUUUUGCGAGUUCAUUGGCACGUGGACAUAUGAUAGGUACAUACGUAGAGAGUUUUUCACUGCUGCAAAUGACCGACUAAAUGAUUAUUGCCAUGUAAACGCGGAAAGAAAGUGAACGUUUCGUGAUGUCGACCGUUCUGGGGAUCUUCACCGCUUGAGUGUCCGUCAUUAAAUAUAGAUUAUUAAUAAAAGUUACGAGGGCUGCUAAUUUAAAGCAUCGUGCUUUCGUAAAAGUUCCAAAUAAAGUAAGCGUUGCAGGAGUAAGAAACGAACGCUUUGACACAGCAUCGGAACAAGAAAGAAAACGAACGUUGUUACAAUUAUCACUAGGAUAUAGUAAAGACAUAAAAAAGAACUUUCUCAAAGAAAAUCCUUAUAUUUCAAAGUAUAACGACGACUUGUUGGUUUUUGAAAGCGAGCCAUAAAAAAAAAAAAGUGAAAUCCAGUCUAUAAUUCGUUUUGAUACAUCUCUUUCUAGCUUAUAGUUAUAAAACUUGAAUAUUUCCAAGUCGAAGGGUCUUCGUUUUAAAAAGAAAUAUUACCAUUUUUGGAGGAUUAUGCUGGACUGUUUCGAGCGGUUCCGAGAGAACCGAUAGGAGGUCUUAUACAUAAGCGAACGUUUAAUCGUACGUUUGGUCAACGAGUUAAACAAUAUCCAGAGAAUUACCAUCGAAAAUAUAGAUCGAUAGAGAAGAUGAUGAUCGUCAAAAGUGUCUGGUCUUUCUCAUAUAGAAACUAAAGACGGUGAAAGGGAUAGCAUGACUUCCCACAAUCCCGAAUCGGAAGAAAGUCAAAGGAUGCGACCGGUUCGGUCGUUUCUAAGCAUAUUGGAGGAAGCUAGACGUUUCCUAAGAUAGCUCUUCUCUCCUUUUAACGCGAGAGAUGACGAUUCGUUUUAUCCCAGAAAAUUGCUAUUUCAAAAUUUUAAGGAAGGACCAAUCGGUUCUCGCCGACCAUCGCGCCUUUAUAUAUAUCAUAGGUAUCAGUACGAGACAAUUUAUCUUCGUAGUUAAUUGCGCAAGCAACGGCGGACUUUCGGUAGGCAUAUUUUCUAAUACGAGAACUUGAACUUAACCCAAGCCCAAUCGACCUUACGGUAACUAAGUUCCUACGUUAGUGAAAGCGCAAUCUCUCGGCCGGCUAUUUUUCUUAUGGGAUGAGAUCAGAUUUUUGCGAUCGUUAUUUCCUCUCCUUUUCUUUCUAUUCUAUCUUUUUUUUUUCUUUUUUUUUUUUUUUUUUUUUUUUUUUUUUUACAUAACGACGACUCCGUAUUUCCUCCCCUCCAUUGAAAGAACGGAGGCAGAAUUUUUAAUUCUUUUUUCAUUCUCCUCACUUUCGCACACGCGCGUUGUCUAUCUACAAUUUUCCCUUUGGCGGUCUAAGAAAACAAGAAACAAAAAAGAAAAGAAAAAGAAAAGAAAAAAAGAAAAAAAAAAACAGACACCUUUAAUUGAACGGAAGCAGGUGCUUAAGAGAGCGUGGUUACAUAAGAAUAAAAUAAUAAAUCCUCCAACGAAAAGGGACUCGCGUCGGUCGCGAGUCUCCUUCGCCUUGUUCCUUACCUCUGCGAGGUGGGUAACGAGGACGUCUCGUCGUUGGAUCCCCUCCAAAGAAGAACUCAGGAUGUUGUAGCUUGGCUUGGAAGAGUUGGGAGUCCCGUAUAAUAAAACGCUCUUCCUCUAUUUGAUGCCCCUCCACCGUCUACUCGUCCACUUCUCUAUGUGUGUCUCUAUGCCUAGGGCAUCUAGGAGCCUAACCGGAGAAACGCAUUCGCUAUAAAAGCUUCGUAUGUCCGAAGGAAUUUGUCAGAAGAGUGACGAACCGUAACAAAAAAAAAAGCAGCGCCAAUACUCGCUGCUCCCUUUUAGUUCUUCGUCGCGAACCAGGGAGGACUUCUGGAAGUCGAAGAUGUGGCUCGCACUGAUAUUGCUUGGAUCCCUUUUCGUCGCCUCCACCAAUGGUGAUCCGAUCAGAACGAAGAAAGAGGCACCACUUAGUCCACAGUAUGGCCCGCCGGCUGCUUCUUAUGGAGUACCGAACGUAGGUCCUUCGGAUUCGUAUGGUGCUCCACCAGUACCAUCGUCGUCUUACGGCGCUCCAUCUGGACCAUCCACUUCUUACGGUGCCCCGUCUGGGCCAUCAUCGUCCUAUGGCGCGCCAUCUUCCAGCUACGGAGCUCCAUCCUCCGGGCAUGCCUCUUUUGGGGGUGAUCACGGAUCCUUCGGAGGAGCCGAUCAUGGAUCGUUAGGCGGUGGAUCGUUCGACAGUGGUUACGGGGGUGAUCAUGGUUCGCUAGGCGGCGGCGGCGGCGGCGGCGGCGGCGGCGAUGGCGGUUUCGGUGGAGAUUUUGGAUCGUACGGAGGAGGACAUCACGGAGGAGGUGGAGGAGGAGGCGGUGGUGAUUUUGGAUCGUACGGAGGAGGACAUCACGGGACUGGAGGAGGCGGCGGUGGUGACUUCGGAUCGUACGGAGGAGGACAUCACGGAGGAGGUGGAGGAGGCAGCGGUGGUGACUUCGGAUCGCACGGAGGAGGACAUCACGGAGGAGGUGGAGGAGGCAGCGGUGGUGAUUUCGGAUCGUACGGAGGUGGACAUCACGGGGCUGGAGGAGGCGGCGGUGGUGACUUCGGAUCGUACGGAGGAGGACAUCACGGGGCUGGAGGAGGCGGCGGUGGUGAUUUUGGAUCGUACGGAGGAGGACAUCACGGGGCUGGAGGUGGCGGCGGUGGUGAUUUUGGAUCUUACGGAGGAGGACAUCACGGAGGCGGUGGAGGAGGAGGAGGAGGAGGAGGAGGAUCUGCGCUUGGUCCCAUUUACGGUCCACCCUCGCAAUCCUACGGUCCUCCGGCGGCCUCCUACGGUCCUCCGGCGGCCUCCUACGGUCCGCCUGGUCACGAUCAGCCGAAGGGAGUAUGGAAGAAAAAGCUCACGUGGAAGGCCGAAUGGAAGCAGAUAUGGAAAACGGAGUCGAAACUAACGUGGAAACAGGAAUGGAAAAAGGUUCAGGUGCCAAUUUGGAAGGAAGUACAGGUGCCAGAAUGGAAGGAAAUUCAAGUGCCAGCUUGGAAGAAGGUACAAAAGCCAAUUUGGAAGGAGAUCCAAGUACCCAUUUGGAAGGAGAUUCAGGUACCAGCUUGGAAGAAAGUUUGGAAGCCUGUUUGGAAGGAGAUACAAGUACCAAUUUGGAAGGACGUUCAAGUGCCCGACUGGAAGAAGAUUUGGAUACCAGAAUGGAUAAAGAUCGGUAUUCCCGGGGAACAAUACGUCGGCAAGGAUCAACACGGUUGGCAAUAUACCAGUCACGAUCUCUGGAAGAAGAAACUCAUUUGGAAGCCGAUCUGGAAGAAAAUUUGGAGGACCGAGAAGAAGCAAGCUUGGGUUACGGAUAAGAAGCUCGAAUGGAAAGCCGAAUGGAAGCAAAUUUGGAAAACCGAAAAGAAACAAGUAUGGGUGACCGAUAAGAAACUUGUAUGGAAGGAGGAGUCCGUACAGGUUUGGUUACCUAAAAAACAACAGAUUUGGGUCACGCAAAAGAAGCAGGUGUGGAAGGACGAAUGGAAAAGCAAGUGGGUACCGGUUUGGAAGAACGUACAAGUACCGGCCUGGAAGAAGAUUUGGAAGCCCGUUUGGGAGAAAGUUUGGGUACAAAUAGAAUCUCAUCACGACGGAGGCCACCAUGGUUACAAGUAAUACGAUAAUAUUAGCGUAGUCGUUAGGAUAUCAAAGUUAACUUCGUAGUUGACUUUUUUUCCAAAGUUCGUAGAAUGUGUUUCAAUUAUGGGUCGAUAAUUUCAGGCUCGACGAUAGUUCCCUGUUAGACGCGAUUAUGGAAUAACGAAUGGAAUAGAAAGUAUAGUGUUUCGUCGAAAUAAGAAGGACGGAGAGUAGUUUUGGCUCGUGAUAUUGCGACUUCAUUAUUCCGUAAAUGUCGAAUAAAUAUCAAGACUUGUCUGCCCGCCCUCUUCCCCCCCCCCCCCCUGUAAAUAAGGUGAUUAAAAGAUUGCAAGCGCAUCGAUAUUUUUGUACGUUUUGCGUUUACUAUAAUCUAAUAAAUAUUUUUUUUUACCA
This is a messenger RNA of Vespa velutina, 5716 nucleotides long. RefSeq lists its product as uncharacterized. The transcript has 3 exons. Bases 3557 to 5338 code for a protein of 593 amino acids. NCBI's taxonomy places the organism in Eukaryota, Metazoa, Arthropoda, Insecta, Hymenoptera, Vespidae. The record is from RefSeq and is a predicted model, not a curated record.